CCAGCAUCUAGCGGCUGAACAUAUGGAGUCAUAUUGGGCUCGAAGAACUCCAGCUUUGUGUUAUGGGGUGUAUAAGUGUUGGACUGGCGCUGAUAUGAGACAGGUAGAUAGCACGCUCGAUGACAUCCAAGCCUAUCAAGAGAUACCGGACUCUCCUUUUGAUAAUCAUUGAGUCUGGUGUCCUCGUUACUAUUGCAAAGGCGUUUGAGUUUGGUCUAUAUCAAUACGCGCCGGGCGAUGGCUUAAAUGGUCUCAAUGCGAUGUACAUUCCUUUUGAUUGUAUGCCACAGACAAUGGGUAUCGUCCCAACAUUGAUUGUCAUCGCUGUUAAUAAAAAUAUGAUGGCUAAUCUUACCGUCUUAACCUACCCCUCGGAUUACCGUUGUGGAGUGCUCCGGCACGGAGACGUAGAAGAUGUUACUGUAGAAAAGAUACAAUUUGCGCAAAACUCAUAUCAAGCUCCAGGCGACGAAACAGAGUUCUCAGAGGGGCCUGCCUCACAAGGGCCUGCCACCAUUCUGCUUCAGGACGUCAAGCCUGAGGGAGCCGUGUCCAUGGAUGAACCUGGAGUCUAUCGCAUCCAAUCUGUGCCCUGAAGAGCUUUUUCAUUUUCCUAUACAUUCAAUGUGUUUUAUUAGGCUUUCCGCAUAUAGUAGUUGUAUUUUCCCUUCUUCAUCGGGCGUAUGUCCAAGGGUCGCGCUACUACAAGACAGCAGAAUGCUUCCUCUUCUUCCUCUAUCCAUUUAUCAGCGACUGUGAUGAUCCAGUUGUCCACACCCGCUUCUAUCCGCUCCUAAAAGAAAGAA
This is a messenger RNA of Guyanagaster necrorhizus, 806 nucleotides long. RefSeq lists its product as uncharacterized. Bases 120 to 596 code for a protein of 158 amino acids. NCBI's taxonomy places the organism in Eukaryota, Fungi, Basidiomycota, Agaricomycetes, Agaricales, Physalacriaceae. The record is from RefSeq and is a predicted model, not a curated record. The transcript is spliced from 2 exons.